AUGGAGUUCGCAUACAGCAUGCCCAUGUACCUCCCCCCUGUGCGAGUCAUCAAACCGGCGGCAGCGGGCAGUAGAAAAAUCACGACCACGACCACGACGACCGCCUCCGCUACCUCCACCACUCCUCCCACCAACACCAACACCGGUACUGGUGCUGGUGCUGAUGCUGAUGCUGAUACUCCCGCCGCCACCAUCAGCACCACCGCUCAUGCGCACCCGAGCCCCGCUCCCUACUAUACCUUUCUCCAGAGCGCCAAUAAAAAGCACGACAGCGGCACCACCACCGCUGCCGACUCUCACCACCGCCAACACCCUCACCACCCGUCAGACCAGGCUCCCGAGGACGCCGCUGACGAUAGCACGACGAGCUUCCUCGACAACGACCUCGUCGGAGACAGAGGCCUCCCACCAGGCGGCGGCGCCCGCAAUUACGCCCACAGUAUCGCUAGUUACAGGAAGCGGAGGAAGCAGAAGCAGAAACCGAAACAAGAGGGCGGCGACGCCAGCAGCGUCAAGCGAUCGAGGAUCCCGGGCAAACGUCGCCCGCCGCCUCCCGGAACGCUCCCGCAGCCACUCGCCCAGAGGCCCGUGUCGUAUCACUCGCAUUCCGGAACUUCGUCGUCGUCCAGUGUCGCCUCCCGAGCGUCGCACGGCACGCAGGUCCAGGCCCAUGCCCUGUCGCCAGCACUAGCAGACGCACCAGCACAGGCGCAAUUGAACGGGACCGGCACGACCAGCACCACACGUGGCACCCUGACCUCGUCACCGCCUGCUCUUCCAAGCCCGGGUGCAAAGCCGGCUACUAGGCACCCCCAGCAGGUGUCGCCAAACCAGAACCGGCUGCACAAGCGCGACUCUCUCCAUCGCCAGGCUCCUCCCGUCCCCCAACGCCCACCCACGCCCACCUCACCCAUCCAGUUUGUCGCGGGCUUCGCGUCCCCCAUCCGCCGAAGGUCGUCGCAAGGGAAGCACCAUGACGGAGUGCCCUUCGAGCCUAGCCAAUCUCGCUCUGCUCGGAAGCACUCUUCCGCUGCCUCCGCCCGCUAUCGCGCGGGUAGCGCCUCGUCCGUCUCGGGCCCUUCUCAUCCGAUCCCAAGCGGCAUCAUGACUUCGAACGAAAACUUGGGACUCUCCUCGGGGGAGGGGAGCAUAGCGACGUCGUCUACUUCGGCGUCCACCAAGGUCUCCUUCUCGACGAAGCCGUUCAUCAUCCGCAACGGCCGCACCUACAUCCACGACCCGUCGCUGCUGUAUCCUCUACCCGUCGACCUUACCGAGCUUCAUCGCCAGUCGCUCCGCACUCUUAUGCUCUUCCAGCUCUUCGGCGGCCCGACCACCGCUCCCGAGUUCUCCAACAAGCCACCGUCGCGCGUGCUCGAGGUCGGAUGCGGCUCCGCGUUCUGGAGCAUGAUGUGUCAUCGCUACUUUGCGCAGCAUGGCCACUCCUCCAUCUCCUUUACCGGCAUCGACGUGGUACCCCUGGUGGGUUCCGGCCUCGACCAGACGUGGAAACCCGACAAGGAUAUGCAUUGGCGGUUCGUGCAGCACGACAUCCGGCGGAUGCCGUGGCCGUUGGCCGACAACGAAUUCGACCUGAUCAUGGUCAAGGACAUGUCUCUCGCCAGCCCGAUGCGUGACCCGCGGCACCUCUUCGAAGAGUACGUACGGAUCCUGAAGCCGGGCGGCGUUUUGGAGUUCUGGGAAAGCGACUUCACGAUCCGCAUGCUACGACCACACGUUCCCAAGACCCCAAUCUCGGUGGCGUCGAUGGACUCGGACUCGGACUCGGACUCUAGCAGCGAGGAAGAGGAUUGCUCCGAGAAGCUGGGAGCUUAUGUCAUGACAAACAACACACCCCUAGGCGCACCCCUCAAUCCGUUCCUGGUCGAGUACAACGGCUGGGCAACCAAGGCUCUCGAUGCGCGAGGGCUGUCGGCGGUUCCGUGCACAUUCAUCGGCGCGUAUCUCCUGCAGGAAACGGACAUCCUGAUGGACGUGCGAUCUAAGCGGCUGGCGGUGCCGCUGAGCGAGAUCAGGUGGGAGCGCGAGGGCGUCGGCGGGGUGGUGACGAAGGACGGCAAGAGUUACAUCGACUCGACGAAAGCAAAAGGCAAGAUUCUGGAGACGAAGGGCGAUAAGACGCGAGGUAAGGGACUGACGACCAGCCAAACCGCCCUACGACGGGUCGCGCUCGAGACGGUCGUCGGGAUGAUCAAUUGCUUCGAGCCCAUGCUCAAGGAGGUCAGCGGCAAGAGCCAGGACGAGUGGGACGGCUGGAGCGGCAAGAUGAUGAACGAUCUAUUACGGGAGGGGGGCACGAGUUGGGGCGAAUGCCUGGAAGUGGGAGCCUGGUGCGCUAGAAAGAAGCAAAGCACGACUACGUAA
Molecule: messenger RNA, 2385 nt
Organism: Durotheca rogersii
Lineage: Eukaryota; Fungi; Ascomycota; Sordariomycetes; Xylariales; Xylariaceae
Exons: 3
Coding region: 1-2385 (794 amino acids)
Source: RefSeq, a predicted model, not a curated record